Messenger RNA from Polyodon spathula (Mississippi paddlefish), 3493 nucleotides. It is a transcript of the gene slitrk4, whose product is annotated as SLIT and NTRK-like family, member 4. Gene Ontology annotation, molecular function: protein binding. Bases 683 to 3190 code for a protein of 835 amino acids. Lineage: Eukaryota; Metazoa; Chordata; Actinopteri; Acipenseriformes; Polyodontidae. Gene Ontology annotation, biological process: positive regulation of synapse assembly; regulation of presynapse assembly; axonogenesis. The transcript has 2 exons. The record is from RefSeq and is a predicted model, not a curated record. Gene Ontology annotation, cellular component: membrane; glutamatergic synapse.
UAAAAGAUGGACUAGUGCAGCUCACUCUGUCUGCCGUUCGUAAAACAAGAGACUUUAAAAAAAAAAAAAAAAAAAAAAGAACCGCAAUCUACCCCUUGUGGGUCGUCAGGUGAGUUGUUUCCUCCCGCACCUUACAGUACCACGUCAUGUUCAUCCAUAGAACAGACGGUUUCAGCAGAUUAACAUCACAGCAAGAUAUGCACUGAGCAGUAACGUCUGCUGCAGCUUGCUGCACCUCUCACUUCUGCAAGAUUUUUCUUUUCCGGCUACGAACUGUACUGGAGCGCAACUCAAUGCAGAUAUCGACCCUCGUGCACCUGCAGAGGCAGGUAGAGUUGGAAUUACAGCGAACAUUCUCUUGUUUCAGUGGACCUGGAACCCAGAUGACACUUUCAAUGAUUGGUUUAUUUCUCGUUGGGUGCUGAUGGGGGGAUCUCUGGCACAGGCACUUGUCUGCAUCUGACUUAACUGAAUUAUUCAUUUUCCGUGUCGGUUCUGUCGCCGAUCUCCCUUUUCUGAAUAUCAUAAAGAACGUAGUUGGAUAUUUUUUUCUGUGCAGAGGAGCAAAGCUCAGAUCGCGUGUUGACAAUCCAAUGAAUUGCGGAGAACUGCCAGACCGGCUUGGUUAUCUUUAUCAGCAUUUCAGCGGUUAAUAAACGAUAUUCUGCAGGAUUUUAAGAAGAUGCUGCUGUUGGUUUUGCUGGCUUUUUCCAUACCUAGCUCUUCUCCCAACUCAGAUUCUGACCUCUCAGCGGAGACCUGCAGUGCUUGCUCUUGCAUGUCCAUAGAAAAUGUUCUAUAUGUGAACUGUGAGAAAAUCGCAGUAUACAGACCUACUCAGCUUAAACCACCACCUUCGACUUUAUAUCAUCUCAAUUUCCAGAAUAACUUAUUGCUCAUCCUUUACCCGAAUUCCUUUAUUAAUUUCACACAUGCAGUGUCACUCCAGCUGGGGAACAACAAGCUGCAGAACAUUGAGGGAGGGGCUUUUCUUGGACUGAGUGCAUUAAAACAAUUGCACCUAAACAACAAUGAAUUAAAGAUGCUCCAAGCAGACACAUUCCAGGGUAUAGAGAACUUGGAAUACCUCCAGGCUGACUACAAUUUAAUCAAGUUUAUUGAACGGGGCGCCUUCAAUAAGUUGCACAAGCUGAAAGUGCUCAUUCUUAAUGACAAUCUCAUUUCCAGCCUUCCAGACAACAUAUUUCGCUUUGCUUCUCUUACCCAUUUGGAUAUAAGGGGAAACAGGAUACAGAAGGUUCCUUAUAUCGGGGUUUUGGAACACAUUGGGAGGAUAGUGGAAUUGCAGCUAGCGGAUAAUCCUUGGAAUUGUACCUGUGAUUUGUUACCCCUCAAAGCUUGGUUGGAGAACAUGCCCUAUAAUAUUUAUAUAGGGGAGGCCAUUUGUGAAACACCAAGUGACUUGUAUGGGAGGCUGUUGAAAGAAACAAACAAACAAGAACUGUGCCCUAUGGGAACAGGGAGCGAUUUUGAUGUCCGGAUGCCUCCUUCCCAGAUUGAAAGCGGACAAACCACAUCCAAUGUUGCACCAACUACAAUGCAACGCCUCGUUACCAAAGCGCCAAAAACCACCAAUCCUUCAAAAAUAUCAGGAAUUGUUGCUGGCAAGGCAUCUUUCAAUCAAAAUCUCAGUCAGAUUAUAUCUUAUGAGACCAGAAUCCCGCCCCUAGCUCCCUGCCCACUCCCGUGCACAUGCAAAGCCCACCCCUCCGACUUUGGGAUUAGUGUAAGUUGCCAGGAGCGCAAUAUUGAAGAUCUUGGUGAGCUGGUGCCCAAACCUCCAAAUGCCAAGAAACUGCACCUCAGUGGCAAUUAUGUAAAAGAUAUCAGUCCUACUGACUUCCUUGGCUUUGAAGGCUUAGAUCUGCUGCACCUGGGGAGCAAUCAAAUAGUGACUGUUCAAAAAGGAGUGUUUGUGAAUUUAACCAAUCUGCGCAGACUGUAUAUGAAUGGCAAUCAGAUCGAGCAACUGUAUCCUGAAAUGUUUCUGGGACUCACUAACCUCCAGUACUUGUACUUGGAAUACAAUGCCAUCAAGGAGGUUUUAACAGGGACCUUUGACUCCAUGCCAAAUCUACAGCUCUUGUAUCUGAACAACAAUGUGUUAAGGAGUCUCCCAUCUUAUAUCUUUGCUGGAGUUUCACUUGCCAGGCUGAACCUGAAGAACAAUCACUUCAUGUAUCUGCCAGUAAGUGGCGUUCUAGACCAGCUGCUCUCCCUCACGCAGAUAGAUUUAGAAGGAAACCCCUGGGAUUGCACAUGCGAUUUAGUGGCUUUAAAACUGUGGCUCGAGAAACUGAAUGAGGGAAUUACAGCCAAAGAAGUGAAGUGUGCGUCCCCAGUUCAGUUUGCUAACAUCGAGCUGAAGCUACUGAAAAAUGAAAUCUUAUGCCCAAAACUUUUAAUGAAGCCAUCUUUCAUUCUAACUAGCCUCACUCCAACGAUUACAUCUACAUCACCAGCUGGGCUCAGUAAAGCUCCUCCCGGUGGGCCUGUGCCCUUGUCAAUAAUGAUUCUGAGCAUUUUAGUUGUGCUCAUUUUGACCGUGUUUGUUGCAUUCUGCCUUCUUGUUUUUGUCUUGAGGCGCAACAAAAAUCCCAAUGCAAGGCACGAAGGUUUAGGGAACCAGGAAUGUGGCUCCAUGCAGCUUCACAUCAGAAAGCAUGACCAGAAGUCCAAUAAGAUGGAUGACCUUGGAGGAGAGACCUUCAUACCACAAACCAUAGAGCACAUGAGCACAAGCCACACCUGCGGGUUACAUGAUUCAGAAUCAGGGUUCAAAUUUGCAGAUUCUCAGAGACAGAAAAUAAUUCUUCGGAAUUGCGCUGACAAGGACACAGACUCGUUGCAUGCAUUGGAUUCAAGGAAGAGGCUCAGUACUAUUGAUGAAUUGGAGGAAUUUCUACCGGGAAGGGAUUCCAAUCUGUUUAUUCAGAACUUUUUGGAAAAUAAAAAGGAUUUUAACAGUAUAGGAGUCAGUGGUUUUGAGAUCCGCUACCCAGAAAAGACAAAUGACAAAAAGUUGAAAAAAUCUUUAAUAGGUGGCAACCACAGUAAAAUUGUGGUGGAGCAACGGAAAAGUGAAUAUUUUGAAUUGAAAGCAAAACUUCAAGGUUCUCCAGACUAUCUUCAAGUGCUCGAAGAACAGACAGCUUUGAACAAAAUGUAGGUCACCCAAUCCUUCAGCAAAUACUUAUUUAAUGACAAAAGUGCCUUUUGUUGACUUUAAACUUCCAGAAAGCUAAGGAUCAUUAGAAAACCAGACAGGUGCUCCCAGGGGCAACUCAAAACACAGUCAUGUUAUUUGCUAAAAAUAAUUGGCUUUUUUACAAGUAAAAUCUUUUUUCUCAUAUGGACACCAUGCAUUUGUCAAAGGGAUGUGAUUUUACACAUGAAACUUUUAAAAGGCAUUUUCAAGGGUACUUUGCUGCUACUAAAGUCAGUACAAUAGUAUAUCUAUCUAUCUAUCUAU